Messenger RNA from Dufourea novaeangliae, 5662 nucleotides. RefSeq names its product ras-responsive element-binding protein 1. The coding region runs from base 563 to 5593 and encodes 1676 amino acids. NCBI's taxonomy places the organism in Eukaryota, Metazoa, Arthropoda, Insecta, Hymenoptera, Halictidae. Gene Ontology annotation, biological process: regulation of transcription by RNA polymerase II. Gene Ontology annotation, cellular component: nucleus. The transcript has 4 exons. Gene Ontology annotation, molecular function: DNA-binding transcription activator activity, RNA polymerase II-specific; RNA polymerase II cis-regulatory region sequence-specific DNA binding. The record is from RefSeq and is a predicted model, not a curated record.
UCGUACGCGUAACAUCGUCGACGCGAGCGCGCCGCGUGGUGGUUGUUUGUGAGGCUUGGCCGUUACUUAGUGGGUGAUGAAGGAACAGUACCACCAGUGGAGAGAGACGACGACGAGCCUGAUCUACAGUGGAAACAGAUAUACGUGGGAUUUUUGCUAGAUUCAGAGACUGUUUGUUUUGUUUUUUUUUUUUUGGUUGGUGGGUAGUCUCGUUGAAGAUUUUACCUGAAGGAGAAACCGUUCUGACACCUGUACAUACGUGAUCGUGAAGCAGUGGGUCCAGGAGUUGGGACCCAUAGAGUUUUUUUAUUGGCGAGCCCUGGACUGGAACAUAGAGGAUAGACUAUUGUUUUGAGAGGGUUUUUUUUUCUUGUGGUGGACUGUAAUCAGUGAUCGGGGGGCUGAGAUAUCAGCCUGUGGAUCUCCAGAGGACGGUUUUGCUCGUGUGGCCCCCAUGGAGGCGGCUCGUGUUAAGUGCAACGUACGCCAUUUGUUUGGAUGUUAAGUGACCGGUACCACCGACCUUGGGGCUCCAUGAGUCGACCACGACGCUGAGGGAAGCAUGGAUUACUCGACGAAAGUUACUGUCAAGAGUGGACCCGAUCAGGGAAUCGACAACGAGGCACAAGCCGAUGCCGCAUCGCCACCAUCGAGUGUCGAGCUGCCAGAAAGCGCUCACCCCUGUCCCGCCUGCCCGACGAUCCUCCCCAGUUCGCGGGAGCUGACGAACCAUCUUCGCGGUCACAACUCACCACGCAGCACUGACUGCAGCGGCGAGGAGGAUUAUUGUUGCGGGGUAUGCAACAAAGUGUUGAGCUCUGCGAGCUCGUUGGACAGACACGUGCUGGUCCAUUCCGGGGAACGGCCGUUCAAAUGCAAGUACUGCGAGAUGGCGUUCACCACGAACGGUAACAUGAACAGGCAUCUGAGAACCGCCCAUCGAUCGACCUCGCCGCACAGCUGCACGGACUCGGACGGCAGCAGCGACUCGGAGAAACCGACUAAACGACGUCACAUGGAGGAGUACAACAACAACGAAAUCGCGAAGAGGAACUCGCCUGAUUUCAUCGUGGACAGACAAGAGAAAUCGUCCAGUCUGAAGCGCAAAUGCACGGACUAUCCCAGUGACACGGAGAACCAAAAGAGGCACAAGAUCCUGUUGAACAAUUCUCGUACGGAGAUCAAAGCGCGACCGGACGACAGUCAGAACGUUUACAACUGUCCGGUAUGCGGGAGACAGGAUUUCGCCACCAGCGCCCUCUUGGAAGCGCAUCUGGAGCGCAGCCAUCCGGAAUUCCCCGCGAAAUGCGACGCUUGCAAUCUGUCGUUCAAGAACCAUCGGGUGUUGAAUCUCCACCGGUUCAUGAUCCAUUUCGCGGAGCAUUCGAUCGGUAACACCGCGAGGAAUCUACGGAAUUCCGUGGUCGGUUUCAACGAUCUUACGUUCGUCGAUUUCUCGUCGGAUAAAUUCCCGGCGAUCGCCCGAGCGGUCUGCGAGCAGUCCCUUCAUCGGCCAGCAUCCGGAGAAGUCGCCAAGUUCCAAUGCUCCAAGUGUCUUCGAGCGUUCCCGUGCAGAUCGGCCCUGGACGCGCACGAAAGCGAUUGCGGGAUGUCGAUUUCUCAGACCAGGGUGAUCGACGACAACCAAUCCCGAAGGGACGAUUUCUUCGCUGGUCUAGACUUACAGAACAAAGCCGCGCUAACUGAAGCCAAAGAGGGCAAAGAUCUCGCCGAUAUUCAGAGCAUUAUCUCCGUGACAUCUGGACCGAUACUGCAGAACUUCCCGAGAUCGGAUGCGAGUACGCCCGAAAGCAACAUCAAGUUCAAUCCCAGCGUCAGCUCCUCUGGAUCCUCGGGCACCUUCUCGUCGGAGUAUCACGAGGAGGAGGCACAGGACGCGUUCGCGGCCGAGUUCAGAAAGAUGAAGCUAAAAGGGGAGUUUCCCUGUAGACUGUGCACAGCGAUAUUCCCAAACCUGAGGGCCCUGAAGGGUCACAACAGGGCGCACAUGGGCGUCGGCCCGGGAAUGCCCUAUCCCUGUAACAUGUGCCCGUACACGAGCACCGAUAAAGCCACGUUGGUCAGACACCUGAGGUCCCACAACGGCGACAGGCCGUACGAGUGCUCGUUGUGCAAUUACGCGUUCACCACCAAGGCGAACUGCGAGCGUCAUGUUCGGAACAGGCACGGGAAGCUCACCAGAGAGGACAUCAAGAGCGUUCUGAUCUAUCAUCCGAACGAGGAUUCGACGAACGAGAACGUGGAGAGAAGCUCGCCCAGGGUGAUCAAGGACGACGUCAGGAAGAGCCUGGUCUAUCCGAACGAUCGCGACGAAUUGCCGCAUCAAGCGCAGCUUCAUUACCCGUCGGUGCCGAUCGACGGUCGAGGUGAUGUCAGGAUGAUAGAGGAGGCGAAGCUGCACAAUCCGAUGUCCAUGCACGGUAAUCAUUACGAGAAACUGGACGCGUUCUCGAGACCAGGCCAGCCCAUCGAACUGACGCAACGGAACGUGGAUGAAUCGAGAUCUGGGGACACCAAGCAGGACUACGCGAAGCUUGACGAAGACCUGGAGUCGAGAUCGUCGGAGGGCAGCGUGUCUCUAGUCAGUGAUACCAAAUCAGAUUCGCACCAAAGAUUACAAGCUAGUCCGAUGAACUUGAAGAAGGGUCUGAACGUGUCCGAGAAUAUCGGCGAGGACGGACCUCUGGAUCUCUCGAUGGACGUUCUCGAUCUCAGUAAGAAAUCGAAGGAGAAAGAGGACAACGAUUACACGACAGCCUCUCAGGACCCAUACGGGAAGAGCCAGAAAGAAUUGUACAAUGCCACCAGUCAGUUACUGCUGACCGAGGCUUUACUGAAGGCUGGACAGGGUAGCUCUCAGCCUACAUCCCUGGAAGCCCUCUAUGCGAACGCUCACAUGAUUUAUAGGAACUUUGGAACGUUUCCCGGCGGUGUGGGGGCGGGUAUAUUACCCCCGUAUCUGUUCAAUCCUCAUGUCUUCGGACAGGAAUUCUCCAUCAAGGAAAGACUGCAAAAAGAGCUGGUCAGGGGCCUACAGUUGACCAGCGGUGGUACUCUAGUGGAACCGCCUAUAGCUGCCGCUGGAUUCACCGCUUUCCCUCAAAGUAGAGACAUUAACGCUCAGCCACCGACCGAACAGAGCGACUACGCGAAGCUGAUCUCCUCGAAACUCGCGAGCAAAGCAUUGGUCAACCGGGACAAGCCGGAGAAUCACAUACCGUCCUCGAACUCCGUGAAGAUGGUGAUCAAGAACGGUGUGUUGAUGCCUAAACAGAAGCAAAGACGGUACAGAACAGAGAGGCCGUUCACCUGCGAACACUGUUCCGCGAGAUUCACCCUGAGGAGCAACAUGGAGAGACACAUUAAGCAGCAACAUCCUCAGCAUUGGAGCCAAAGACCAAGAGGUGGACACUCGACCAGAGGAAGACCACCCUCGAGUCAUCCGACGUUGGUGCAGAACUUAGGACAAUCCGCGUCACAGGCGACGCAAUCGUAUCCCAAUAUCCUGCCGAAAGUGGAACAACCGAGUACCGAGUAUUCGAAACACCCGCCGAUAUCCGAUCAGGUGAAGUACGCCAUUCUGGCGCAGCAGUUGAAGGCCAACAAGCUCGAGGAGAAUGAUUCGGAGGAGGAGUUGGUAAUCGAUGAGGAUCCUCAAGACAAAGACCAGGAAUCUCAAGACCAGAAGGAUAAAUGCACCAGUCUGCUGAGAGGUCAGCUGGAAGGUUUAGAGUCUGCCAAAGAGGUGGUGAAGGAGGAGGCUGACGAAUGCACGAAAAGUGGCGAUUCGACGAACACCGAGUCAGCUAACAGUGACAACGGUAACGAUGACACGAAGAUGUCGGACACGGAGAAGCCAAUGGAGACUGACGAACCGUGUGAUGACGCCGACAGGGUGUUUAAGUCCGAACCGGAUGAAGAGAAGGCAGAGAAGAUGGAGGACGGGACCACCGAUUUGGCCAGUGUAUCUGAACUGUUGGACAACGCUUCCCAGCAGUAUCAACAGUUUCAACCGCAAUAUCUGAGCGACGAGGAAGGUCUAGUCGCGUCACACAGCGACUGUAACAACUCUGGAAGCGAUGAGAAGUCAGAUUCCGUGAACUCGUUGAACUCUGUGAACACCUCGUCCAAAAAGAAGAAGAAAAAGAAGAAAAAGAAGAAGAAGAAAUCUGCGUACUCCAUGGCACCGAACCGAGUGAUCUGUCCGUAUUGUCAAAGGCCGUUCCCUUGGACAUCUUCUCUAAGGAGACACAUUCUAACGCACACGGGACAAAAACCGUACCAGUGUGUUCACUGUUCUCUACUGUUCACCACCAAGUCGAACUGCGAUCGUCACCUGUUGAGGAAACACAAGACGAACCCGAACAAGAUGCGCAGGGCGAGGAACUCCUCGUCCCCUGACAGUCAGACUGUCGUCAGUAACAACAAUUCCUUCUCCAUGAGAAACGUCCCCGAAAGGCCUUACAAAUGUAACCAGUGCCCCAGUUCGACAUUCUCCACGUUGGGGAACUUAAAGAAGCAUCGUUCGACGAAGCACGCACGGAAGAUGAAGUCCAGGUCCGAUACUCCGUCCAGUGAACCACAGAACAGUCCGCAGGAAUGUUCCAAGCAAACUGAACAGAGUGAUUACGACAGUCAGUCCUCGACUGUCUCCGAAGGGAUGGAGACGUCCUCUGUGUCGGGACUCCCCAAAUCGAAUUCGAACACUUCACCGUCUACCAACGACACGCCUAGAUCCAGGAGACCAUCGCCAAGAUCAUCGCCUGGACCCAGUGAUGUACCGUUCAAGUGCCACUUGUGCGACUGCGGAUUCGCCGAGAGACAAGACUGUCUGGAACACAUCAAGAUGAACCAUAAGAGAUCUUACGAGAUGCUAGUAGCCAAGGGAGCAUUGGAUAUGGAUAUUGAUACAGCGGAGGACCAACAACAGCCACCACCGCCCCAACACCCGAGCGACGGGGAAGAGAAAAGGGGCCGUUUCCCCGAUUACAGUAACCGGAAGGUGGUCUGUGCUUUCUGCAUGAGGAGGUUCUGGUCGGCGGAGGACCUGCGUCGGCACAUGAGGACGCAUACAGGCGAGAGACCGUUCUCCUGUGACAUCUGCUGCAGGAGGUUCACUUUGAAGCAUAGUAUGCUAAGACACCGGAAGAAGCACGAAUCUAUCGAUUCGACCAUGUACGUAGGCACCAGCGGCGAUGAGGAUAACUCACCGACGCAACCACCAACCAUUACACCUAGAAGCCAACAACAACAACCGGUACUAGUAGCAGCAAAUUCUGGGAAUACCAGAAUACAGGACAGAAUUUCGUUACCCACUGUUGUUCCAGUCGCAACUGGGGAUGCAGCACCCAGUGGACUGAUGAGAUUCAAUCCGUAUGAAAAAUUAACAACUUUAACGGGAAAACUGGCCAGCAUUCCGCAAAAUGUAAACCCAGACGCCAGUGAGAGUGCAGAUAAUGACCUGAUCUCCAAUCUGCUGGGUAUACGGGAUAAGAGCUUCAUUGACCGGGUUCUUCAGGCGUCAGCCGACGAUGCCGCCAAACUUCUAGGAGUGAAACGCAGCCACGAGUGAAGCUGCUCGAUCUGCAGUCUCUGGAUAAUUCACGAUCGUGCCUUAGAUUCCUCCCCCUUAAGAGGCAAG